AUGCCUCUCUACGCCUCCAAAUCAGCUUUCCUCGCUUUGGACAUGAAGGCAUGUCCCACGCCGCCCUCCGACCCCUCCUGUCCUAUCUGCCGCGAAGAUCUCCAGCCUCACGAGCCAGAAACCUCAUCCGCGGGCCCUUCAGGCGAAGUCGCACAAAAUGACACCCCCAUCCCAAACAGUUCCGCCGCUGACCACGACACCACCGCCGUCAACAGCGCACCCGCUGAACCAAACGAAGAUCACUCUCCCGUCAAGGUCACCUGUUGCAACAACAUCUUCGGUCGCAACUGUCUAGAAACCUGGCUCACCAGGGGAAACAGCUGUCCAUUCUGUCGCGCCGAGUUCUUCCCCUCGCAGACCGUACCAACCCGAAUGACAUUCGCAUGGUAUGCUCGGGCCAUUGAGGCAGCACAAGCUCGAGCCGCCGAGAGGGCGAGAGCUCGAUACACAGAGGGCAUGCAGGAGGUGACAGCUCGAUCCGGAGAGGGCAUGCAGGCGGCGACAGCUCGAUACAGAGAUAGCAUCGGUCGCAUUACACUCAUACACGAAAUGAACCUGCGUGCACAAAGAAUGCUGGAGGAGACAGUGCUACAGCGUACGCUUGAGGCUCUGCAGCAGGCGAGUCCGGGUGUGGAAUUGGCGGACCGAGAUGACGCUGAGGAUGAGGAUGAGUUGUCCUCUGAGCCCGAGUCGGAGGAUGAGUCUGAGUUGAUUCCCGAGCUAGAGUCGGAGGAUGAAAACGAAGGGUACUACUCGGAGUCUGGGUCUGUUCUGAGUGAAGAUGAGGACGACGGGUCUGAGUUUGAGGAUGAGGAUGAAGAUGAAGAUAGCGGUGAUGAGGGCGGAGGGGGCGAUGGGCCCCGGAGGGACCUGGAUCUGGAGGCGCGGUUUGUGUUGGGUGCGCUCAUACAGGUGCUUCAGUGCGAGCCUAGAGUGGCGUCGCUGGAAUAA
Messenger RNA from Alternaria ventricosa, 951 nucleotides. RefSeq lists its product as uncharacterized. The transcript has a single exon. The record is from RefSeq and is a predicted model, not a curated record. NCBI's taxonomy places the organism in Eukaryota, Fungi, Ascomycota, Dothideomycetes, Pleosporales, Pleosporaceae. Bases 1 to 951 code for a protein of 316 amino acids.